Messenger RNA from Suillus subaureus, 836 nucleotides. RefSeq lists its product as uncharacterized. Bases 408 to 596 code for a protein of 62 amino acids. Lineage: Eukaryota; Fungi; Basidiomycota; Agaricomycetes; Boletales; Suillaceae. Gene Ontology annotation, molecular function: protein C-terminal S-isoprenylcysteine carboxyl O-methyltransferase activity. Gene Ontology annotation, cellular component: membrane. The record is from RefSeq and is a predicted model, not a curated record. The transcript has a single exon. Gene Ontology annotation, biological process: C-terminal protein methylation.
UUCUCUUCCUAUUUUGCCUACGUCACCAUCAGGUGCUUACGAGGUAAAUCCGAUGUUCUGAGUGUGUGCACCUUUGUCUUGGCUACAUCACGAGCGGUGUGCUCAUCCGGGAGAAGCUUGAGACACUGAUAGGUUGCAUCCAUAGGAUACGCCCACAGGCGUAGAGCAUCUCCAUGGAACCCCACAAGCACGACACACCCUUCUCGUUAUUACCAAGGCGGUCCUUACCUUACAUUUCAAACCCGCCACAUCUAUUAAUGGUUCCGGUCAGAUCUUAAGCAAUGCGCUCAACCCGUGAGUCAGGCUGUGACAGACACAUUUGAUUUCUGCGGACCGCUUAUCCGCUGGCAACUAUACCCGGAAUCGAUGAAAUAAAUUCAUGGUCUGGAAGCACGUAGGCAUUUAAUAUGACUUGUCCCAGGCUCCCAAGACUGCCCGGCAUCAGAAAAGAUUACAAAGUUGUGACAAGCGGACCGUACUCUAUUGUUCGCCACCCAAGUUAUACUGGUCUCCUUCUCCAAAAUAUUGGGACCAUCAUCAUGUACGGAAGCCAAGAGUCGUGGAUGAGGCAAUCUGGAAUUCUUCAAGUGUUAUGAUCGGAUUUUGGAUUUCCAAGAGCUGGCCUGCAGUAGGGGAUAAGAUGCUGCAGCGUACUAUGGGAGAAGACUGGGAGAAUUGUGCGAAUUCCAGAAGAUGAAAUAUCGAUCACUUCCUGGGGUCUAUUAAUUAUAUGCGUACCGAGUGUUCUGUUUGCUUCUUGUACCAUACUGGUGUUUUAUAGGAGUUGGCUGUAUAUUAUACGUUACAGUGCAUCAGAACAUUAUGAUGGAAAUGGU